GCUAGUGUCUCACCGCUAUCCUCUUUGGCUGGUGGGCUGCCCAAAACGAACUCCCGGCGCCUCCGCCUACGCGCCACGACUCGUCGACAGCAGGCCACCAAGACGAUGCGGGCCACGCGCGCCCUCCGCAGCGGCACGGAGACGGCGCGGCUCCAGCGGGACACACAACAACAGCAGGAAUCUCUGAAUGCCCUGCGGGCCCAGAUGCGACAGGAGAAGGAGCGGCGCGACGCGGCGCCCCGUGGUGGCACGCGCUGGGGCUCGGCGGCCGUCAAGAAGGGCGCUUUAGGGAGAUCAUAUGGGAAGGACGUGCGUAAAAAGCUGGAACAACGGACGGCGAGUGGGCAGGGCCGCGCGGCCGCGAGUCGCCGGGACGGGCGCUUCUGGGACCUGCCGGUGCAGCGGUGGAGCGUCGCCGACGCGGGGGACUGGCUGGUGUCGCUGGAUCUGGCGCAGUACUGUGAGACGUUCGCGAGCAACGAGAUUUCUGGGAGGGAACUACUGGAUCUGGGUCUGGACGAUCUCGACUACAUGGGCGUCAAGGCGCUGGCGCACCGAAAACGGCUGCUGAAGGGCGUCGCGGAGCUCUGCGCCGCGCACCGACGAGGCGCAGUUGCACCACAGGACCCGACCUUCGGGCGAGAAAAACCGCCGGCGCCGCCUUCCAGUAAGGUGCACUGGUCCGCCGUGCCCACUUUACGAGAGCAGAACCCCGACGCCCCGAACCCGGCACCGCAUGCGCCGCAGCGGCUCGCCGACGCGGGAGGGAUGUUUUCUUUUGGAAAUGCGGAGGCCGAGGUUUUGGAUGAGGCGGCGGAGCGAAAAGCUUUCCAGGAGGCCGUGGCGGCGUGGCGGUCCGGGAACGCGCCGCCGUCGCCGCCUUCACCAGUGAAAUGUGGCGGUUCCUUGCUGGACGGCGAAUACGACGAGGCCGCCGAGCAGGCGGCCUUCCAGGAGGCCGUGGCGGCCUGGCGGACGCGCGGCGCGCCUCCAGAGCCUCGCGAGAAAACGUCGUCGCCGAAAAAACUGAAUACCGUCGGCCGGACGGCCAACGACGUCGCCGACGAACUCGCGCGGCAGCUCGACGCCAUGAACGCCGAGGCCGAGGCUUCAUUACGACGGCGGCGGCUGGAGGCCGAGGCGUCGCUCGCGGAAGUCGAGCGGCUGCGCGCGGCGGCGAGCGAGCCGCUCGUCCUCGAGACCGUUGACUCCGACUCAGACGUCGAGCCCGCGCCGCAGUCCUGCCGCGUCGAACAUGUGACCACCGCGCUCGGCUCGAACGGCGCGGACGAGGCGGCAUAUUUCGUGGAAUCGGGGAGCGAGUCGAAUGACGACGACGCUGCACCUGAAUACGUCGUCGACGAGGGGAGCGACACCGAAUAAUUUAUGACUACUUACCCGCGCUUGAACUGGAGGAAGACCUCGUUGCAGUUCCACUUCUCCUCGUUCGAACCGAUGGCGUCCACCACCGUGUCGAAGUCCAUCUUCGUCGCGUCGUACAUGUUGCGCUCGAACUUGGCACCCACGAAGCGCACGGCCGAGACGCCAACUAAUAAAUCUUCUGCUUGCACGGCGCCGCUCUUUUGGGCGUUGCCGCCCUCGACCAAG
Molecule: messenger RNA, 1608 nt
Organism: Pelagomonas calceolata
Lineage: Eukaryota; Pelagophyceae; Pelagomonadales; Pelagomonadaceae
Source: the annotation of a GenBank genome assembly